Molecule: messenger RNA, 911 nt
Organism: Hibiscus syriacus
Lineage: Eukaryota; Viridiplantae; Streptophyta; Magnoliopsida; Malvales; Malvaceae
Product: RING-H2 finger protein ATL29-like
Exons: 1
Coding region: 1-867 (288 amino acids)
Source: RefSeq, a predicted model, not a curated record
AUGUCAUCGUUAUACAGUCAUGCCGAAGGACCUUCCACAUCAACCACCGCCCCGCCAUUGGCCAUAAUUAUAUCUGUAGUUUUGCUCAUUUUGUUUGCCUUUGCCUUUCUCACGGUAUUCUUCUGUAGGUGCUUCCUGCAAAACCUUGUUAGAAUGUGGAGUCGGCGGCAGAAUCCUCCGGGUUCUGUCGAUGCUGCCGCAGGCACCGAUAUGAAUACAGGCCUUGACCCUGAACUAAUUGAAGCUUUCCCUACAUUCUAUUAUUCAACUGUCAAAGAGUUUCGUCGUGAAAAGUACGGUCUAGAAUGCGCUAUUUGCUUAGGAGAGUUCAACGACGAUGAUAUGCUUCGACUUCUAACGAUUUGUUGCCAUGUUUUCCACAAAGAAUGUGUUGAUCUAUGGCUCGAGUCGCACAAGACUUGUCCGUUUUGUCGUGGGGAGCUAGACGAGCCGAGGCAGUCAUUAGACAAAUCCCCAUUUAUUGUUCGUAGCAAUUCCAUGCACGACAUCAGAGCAAAUCAAAGUCCAUUACAAGAUUGUGUUUGCAUCGACAUUAGAGAAGAUAACAACAGCGACACAGUUGGUGGGGGAGAGGAUGGAGCUCCGACUUCUUCAAAUACAAGACAACGGCACCAUAGGAUCCCAAAAUUUUCGAGAUCGAAUUCAACCGGCCACUCCAUAUCUAGGACUAGAGAAGAGGAUAGAUAUACUUUGAGAUUGCCUGAACAUAUCAAAACAAAAAUUGUAGGGGGACACAAGAUCGCGAGAAGCUGUAUCGCAUUCGGCGAUUUUGCCAGCCCCUCCGAAUACAAGAAUCAACGUUUUCGUGAAACAUUGGAGACAUGUCAAGGAGACGAUAAAGUUUGAGUUUAUAGGGUUUUCUUUUAUUCCCACAAACCACAUUUUUGACA